UACCCACAUUCGGACCUAAUCAACCCUAAUCUUUCGUCAGAAUACCAAAAGUGUUCUCUUCCUCCAUCCUCUCCAUCUCUCCAAUGGCGUCGAUCUUUGUGCUUUGAUCUCGCUCUGUCUUCCUCUGAUCCUAAGCCCCUACUCUUCGAGACCUUUUCUCUGUAGAGAAGACUCGUUUCUGAGCUUUUAAGUCAAAACUGUCUAUAUAUUGCAAAGAUGGUGCUUCUCAUGACUUUUUUGCCUUCAUGGGAAGCAAAAUGUUGGAAGAUUUGAUCAUAUUGCAUCAAAAAAGACGACUUGUGAAGUUGUAUUUGUUACCACAUGGAGGACCACUCUUUUGUUGUCGGACAAGAGUUCCCGGACGUCAAAGCCUUCCGGAAUGCAAUUAAAGAAGCUGCAAUUGCACAACAUUUUGAGCUACGUAUUAUAAAAAGUGACCUGAUUCGUUACUUUGCAAAGUGUGCCACCGAGGGUUGUCCGUGGCGCAUCCGUGCAGUUAAGCUUCCUAAUGCCUCGACCUUCACAAUAAGAAGCCUUGAAGGAACACAUACGUGUGGGAGAAAUGCACAAAACGGGCACCAUCAGGCUUCUUUAGAUUGGAUUGUGAGUUUUAUAGAGGAACGAUUGCGGGACAAUAUUAACUACAAACCAAAGGAUAUACUCCAUGACAUCCAUAAACAAUAUGGGAUCACUAUACCAUAUAAGCAAGCUUGGCGAGCGAAAGAACGUGGGCUUGCAGCAAUUUAUGGUUCUUCUGAGGAAGGGUAUUGCCUACUUCCUUCAUACUGCACACAAAUAAAGAAGACUAACCCUGGGAGUAUGGCAGAGGUGUUUACCACUGGUGCUGAUCACCAGUUCCAGCGGCUUUUUGUUUCAUUUUAUGCAUCCAUAUAUGGGUUCCUGAAUGGUUGCUUGCCUAUCGUGGGACUUGGUGCUAUCCAGCUUAAAAGCAAGUACCUAGGUACCUUACUUUCUGCAACUUCUUUUGAUGCUGAUGGUGGGUUAUUUCCACUUGCAUUUGGUGUUGUUGAUGUAGAAAGUGAUGAGAGUUGGAUGUGGUUCUUGUCAGAGUUGCAUAAGGCGCUUGAGAUAAACAGUGAAAACAUACUACAGCUCACAUUUUUGUCAAAUGAACAAAAAGGAAUUGUAGACGCAGUAAGAAGGAAAUUCCCAAAUUCUUCUCAUGCAUUUUGCGUGCGUCACUUGAGUGAAAGCAUUGGCAAAGAGUUUAAGAAUUCUAGGCUUGUCCAUCUUCUGUGGAAAGCUGCAUAUGCCACCACCACCGUUGGUUUCAAACAAAAAAUGGCUGAAAUUGAGGAGGUUUCUCCUGAAGCCGCAAAGUGGAUUCAACAGUUUCCUCCUUCGCGCUGGGCGUUAGUGUACUUUGAAGGAACUCGUUAUGGUCAUCUAUCUUCAAAUAUAGAAGAGUUUAAUAGAUGGAUUCUUGAAGCCCGAGAGUUGCCCAUAAUCCAGGUGAUUGAGGUGAUUCACAGUAAAUUGAUGGCUGAGUUUGAGGAUCGACGUAUAAAAAACAGUUCAUGGUUUUCUGUACUUGCCCCAUCUGCUGAGAAGCAUAUGAUGGAGGCUGUCAACCGUGCUUCCACAUAUCAAGUCCUUCGAUCAGAUGAAGUAGAAUUUGAGGUUAUAUCUGCCGAGCGAUCAGAGAUUGUGAAUAUUGGGACCCAUUGUUGUUCAUGUCGUGAUUGGCAGCUUUAUGGAAUACCGUGCUCACAUGCUGUUGCGGCCCUUAUUUCUUGUCGGAAGGAUAUAUAUGCCUUCACCGAGAAGUGCUUCACCGUUGCUAGUUACCGUGAGACAUAUGCGGAGGAGAUACGCCCUAUACCUGGCAAAGUUGAAUGGAGAAGGGCAGAUGUGACUCCCAUGGACGACGACAUUCAAGUUGUGCGGCCGCCUAAGUCUCGCCGGCCACCAGGACGCCCCGAAAAGAAACGAAUUUGUGUAGAGGACCUUAAUCGCGAGAAACAUACUGUUCAUUGUAGUCGGUGUAACCAAACUGGACAUUAUAAGACAACUUGCAAGGCAGAGAUCAUGAAGGGUAUUGAACAGUUUUAGCCUUUAGGCGUCUAAUUUUGUACCUUGUAGAUCACCCUGUAAUCUCUAGUAAUGUAGUGUUGCUCUAUGUAGGCCAUACUUCUCAUUCAGGUCAUGUAAAAUAGGAGAUCUCAUUAGUACUUCCGAAUGUAUGUUAAAAUGGAAUGACUUUUGAGGAAAGGUAGAUACUAGUAGUUUCAAACAGGUUAAGGUCCUCUUUUCUCUA
This is a messenger RNA of Alnus glutinosa, 2278 nucleotides long. RefSeq lists its product as uncharacterized. The record is from RefSeq and is a predicted model, not a curated record. NCBI's taxonomy places the organism in Eukaryota, Viridiplantae, Streptophyta, Magnoliopsida, Fagales, Betulaceae. Gene Ontology annotation, molecular function: zinc ion binding. The transcript is spliced from 2 exons. The coding region runs from base 322 to 2073 and encodes 583 amino acids.